AGAGUCAGAAAGAGGGGGACAGCUAGAAAAAGGGAGGGGAGAGAGGAGAAAGAGAAUAUCUAUUCAGGAAGGCAUUCUAAACUUGGAGGCCCAGACCCUGCCCUUCUGGGAGAGCGGAGAGCUGGCUGUUUAUUCCCUGGAGGAUUCUCUCGGAGUGUUUCACCGGCUCGAAAAUACUCCGCUGACAGGCAGAAGUUGCAAAACCGGGGCGCCGGCCUCCCAGGGCGUAUAAAUAGAAGCGGCCCUGCCCAGCCCAGCCCAGUCCAGCCCAGCCCUGCCCAGCCCAGCCCUGCCCAGCUCUGCCCAGCCCUGCCCAGCCCUGCCAGGGAGAAGUUUCUGGGCUGUGAGAGAGCUGCUCUGUAUUUAGGAGGAGCUCAGCCGGGAGGAGAAGCUCGGACAGCAGAAGGCCUGGUCAGCGUCCGGGCCCGGUGACAUCGGAUCCCCUUUCCCCGGGGAGAGAGGGAGCCGAGCCUGUCCUUGGAUCUCAGGGCUCCCGGAGUGGAGUGGCGGCUUCGGGGGACCCCAGCUGACCCUCCCCCGACCCUCUCGGAUCCCUCGGGGGGACCCCCCCCCCCACCCACCCCUACUACCCAUGGCCGACGGGCCAGGGCCCUUCUCCUGCCACUACCCCGGCCGUCUCCGCAGGGACCCUUUCCGGGAGUCACCGUUGUCCAGCCGCCUCCUGGACGACGACUUCGGGCUGACCCCCUUCCCCGGGGACCUGACGGCCGCCUGGCCCGACUGGGCCCGGCCCCGGCUGACCUCGGCCUGGCCCGGCCCGCUGAGGAGCAGCCUGGGCCGGGGGCCUCCGCUGGCCCCGCCGGGCUACGGGGGUCGUUACGAAGGACCGGCCGAAGGCCGAAGCCCGCCAGCCUGGCCCGGGGAGCCCUGGAAAGUCUGUGUCAACGUGCACAGCUUCAAGCCCGAAGAGCUGGCCGUCAAGACCAAGGAUGGCUUCGUCGAGGUGUCUGGUAAACACGAAGAGAAACAACAAGAAGGCGGGAUUGUCUCCAAGAACUUCACAAAGAAAAUCCAGCUUCCCGCCGAGGUGGACCCAGUGACGGUGUUUGCCAGCCUAUCUCCGGAGGGGCUGCUGAUCAUCGAAGCCCCCCAGGUGCCACCCUAUUACCAGUUCGGAGACGGCGGCUUCGGCGGCGAGCUUCCGGUCGGAGGCCAAGAAACCACCUGUGCCUGAACGCCCCCAUCCUGACUGCCCCACCUACCCACCCUCCCUGCCUCUCUCUGCCCCCUCAAUCCCCUCGCCCUGGGCAGGUUCCGAUUCCGGCUACGAUCACGGUAGCUUAAAGGAAGUCAAUGCAGAACGUGGGAUCUUUUAUUUCCAAACCUAAGGGGGAGUGGGGAGGACCCCUUCUUCCCCUCCCCCCAUCACAUCCUUUAAUAAUAACAAUAAUAAUAAUAAUAA
Ornithorhynchus anatinus (platypus) is the source of this 1423-nucleotide messenger RNA. It is a transcript of the gene HSPB8, whose product is annotated as heat shock protein family B (small) member 8. Gene Ontology annotation, cellular component: protein folding chaperone complex; nucleus; cytoplasm. Gene Ontology annotation, biological process: cellular response to unfolded protein. Bases 593 to 1195 code for a protein of 200 amino acids. Lineage: Eukaryota; Metazoa; Chordata; Mammalia; Monotremata; Ornithorhynchidae. The record is from RefSeq and is a predicted model, not a curated record. Gene Ontology annotation, molecular function: protein homodimerization activity. The transcript has 3 exons.